Messenger RNA from Neltuma alba, 2510 nucleotides. RefSeq names its product inositol transporter 1. NCBI's taxonomy places the organism in Eukaryota, Viridiplantae, Streptophyta, Magnoliopsida, Fabales, Fabaceae. Gene Ontology annotation, cellular component: membrane. Bases 289 to 1788 code for a protein of 499 amino acids. Gene Ontology annotation, molecular function: transmembrane transporter activity. Gene Ontology annotation, biological process: transmembrane transport. The record is from RefSeq and is a predicted model, not a curated record. The transcript has 6 exons.
AAAUCGUCCAGCUUUUCUUCCAAUCCCAUAGCUCAGUGUAACAUGUUUUUGCAAAUUCUGAUUGUAACUCCUCCCUAGUGUGAACCCAUUUUCGAUUCUGUGAAAUUAUUCAUGGCUUCCCACUCUUAACUAUAUUUCUCAUUUCCAAGCCUAUGAAUCUUCCUAUGUUCACUGGCCAUUUCGGGGGUUAAUAUUUCCAACGUGAAGUGGCGCAAUUAGGGUCUUUUCUCUGUUGAUUUGCUUAUUGUACGCUCAUUUAGAUAGAGUGUUCUUGUUUCGUACCCGACGAUGACGAUCAUUAUGCAGUCCGCGCCAGGAAGCUCAGGGUAUUUAGAUUUAUACCCUGAGAGGAAAAUGUCUCUUUUCAAGAACCCUUAUAUUCUGGGACUCACUGCCGUUGCCGGCAUCGGUGGACUGCUCUUCGGUUACGACACAGGCGUUAUAUCAGGAGCCCUUCUGUAUAUUAAAGAUGAUUUUCAGGAAGUGAAAGACAGUAAUUUUCUACAGGAAGUAAUUGUCAGCAUGGCUGUUGUUGGUGCAAUUAUUGGAGCAGCAGUAGGUGGCUGGAUUAACGAUGCUUAUGGAAGAAAGAAAGCCACACUUAUCGCUGAUGUUAUUUUUACUAUGGGAUCAGUUGUCAUGGCUGCUGCACCAGAUCCUUAUGUUCUCAUACUGGGACGCCUUUUGGUUGGGCUGGGUGUAGGCAUAGCUUCUGUUACUGCACCUGUGUAUAUUGCAGAAGCAUCGCCAUCAGAAAUAAGAGGAGGAUUAGUUAGCACAAAUACGCUUAUGAUAACCGGGGGGCAGUUUCUUUCCUACCUCAUAAAUCUUGCUUUUACACAGGUCCCAGGGACAUGGCGAUGGAUGCUGGGAGUUUCAGGUUUGCCGGCAGUUAUUCAAUUUGUCUUCAUGCUUUUCCUGCCUGAAUCCCCUAGAUGGCUCUUCAUGAAGGAUAGGCAAAAUGAAGCUGUUAAUGUGCUGUCUAAGAUCUAUGACUUUGCUCGCUUGGAGGAUGAAGUUGAAUUUCUUAGAGUUCAGUCAGAGCAGGACCAUCAGAAAACAAAGGAGAUCAAAUACUGGGAUGUUUUUAAAUUUAAACAGAUAAGACUUGCAUUCCUUGCUGGAGCAGGACUGCAGGCUUUUCAGCAGUUUACAGGUAUAAAUACGGUUAUGUACUACAGCCCGACGAUUGUCCAAAUGGCUGGCUUCCGCUCCAAUGAGCUUGCUCUCCUCCUAUCCCUCAUAGUAGCUGCCAUGAAUGCUGCUGGCACUGUUCUUGGCAUCUACCUUAUUGAUCAUGCAGGCAGGAGAAAAUUGGCUCUUUAUAGCUUAGCUGGAGUUAUCACAUCCCUGAUCCUUUUGUCUGUGUCAUUUUCAAGCCAAUCAUCUGACUCUACAAAUGGAUUAUAUGGGUGGCUUGCAAUUUUGGGUUUAGCCCUAUAUAUUGCCUUCUUUUCGCCCGGGAUGGGGCCUGUACCAUGGACAGUAAACUCCGAAAUAUAUCCUGAAGAGUAUCGUGGAAUAUGUGGAGGAAUGGCGGCUACAGUAAAUUGGGUUUCAAACUUGAUUGUGGCUCAGUCGUUUCUUUCAAUUGCUGCAGCCCUAGGGACUGGCUCAACCUUCUUGAUUAUUGCUGGUAUAGCCGUGCUUGCCUUUCUCUUUGUGGCUGUGUACGUCCCAGAAACCAAAGGAUUAACAUUUGAUGAGGUGGAGCAGAUGUGGAGGGAAAGAGCUUGGGGCAAGGAUCAAAUCACACAAAGUCUUCUUCAGCAUGGAAAUCAACCCUAGCAGUGUGACACGUUGUAUGGUCAUUCUCUAAAUUCAAUUUAUAUGCAAUAUGUUUAAUGUAAUGUUGAUUGGAUACUUCAUGCGUCAAAAGCAUAGGGACAUGAAGUGCCGAAACUAAGUGACUGCCAAGAAACGUUCCAUUAUGAGAAGCGGAAGAAGGGAAGAAGAGAUUUAAGUGUAAAAAUAGUGCAAGGAGUCCCCGAGAACAUACCAGAAUGACUCUCACGUGGGGUUAUUGGCAUUUUCAGCUUAACCAGUUAUUUAUUUAUUAGGCAGUAAUAAUUGUGGAAAUCGGAUAGGUAGGUGGCUGGUUUCCAUCAACAACAAAUGGAGAUGGAAUUGCGUCUGCUGCUUGGGUGGUUGGCUGAAAAGCGAGUCAAAUGGUAAUUGUCCUCUCAACAUAAUAAUGUAGCUGCAAAGUAGUGCAGUGGCAUUAAAGCGUGGGGGACCAAAGCGCAAACCCCAUGAGUGUGGAGGAUUGAAUGAAUCGCAACGCAGGGAGUUCCAAAACGCAAAACGCGUGUCUCGGGGGCCUAAUAUUAAUGGUUCUGAUAAGGGCUUCCUGUACCAGGAUCAUGAUGCCAUCUCUCCAAUUUCACUAAAAUUGCCCCUUGCGUUUUUUUCCUUAAAUACGGUAAUUUUUAAAAUAUACUGUUAUCAUCUUACUCCUAUGUCGCUUUAUAAUUUUAAUACAGUAUUAACCAUACUUUCAGCUGUUUUAA